Messenger RNA from Schistocerca gregaria, 461 nucleotides. RefSeq lists its product as uncharacterized. Bases 51 to 461 code for a protein of 136 amino acids. The transcript is spliced from 2 exons. Lineage: Eukaryota; Metazoa; Arthropoda; Insecta; Orthoptera; Acrididae. The record is from RefSeq and is a predicted model, not a curated record.
CUCGAGCGCGCUACUUGCUUACCAGGUACCUGAGCGGAACACCGGCAGACAUGGUGCUAGAAAUAGUAGAGAAGGAAUCCCAUCCUGACUGGGCCAGCAGCAAGUUCCUGGUCAGAGCCUUCAAACAGGCAGGCUUCGAUGUGGUGGAGGACAGCAUCCAGCUGAAGAACGCCUGCAGCGGCGGGGGUGGCUUCAUGAGCGAGACACUGCUGUUGCGGGGGCGGACACUCAAAGGAGACGCGGCCAGCCUGGUGGUGAAGGUGUCUCUGCAAAGAGGUGGGGACGGUGCGCUCAGCUCCGACGGGCUGUUCCGGAGGGAGAGCGUGCUGUACACGAGGACUCUGCUCACGGCGGAGACGGCGCUGAAGGCUGCUGAAGGUGGCGCGUGGCGGCCGCUGUGGCCCGCCUGCCCAGGUGUGUUCGGAGGCGGGCUCGGCUGCCUGCUGCUGGAGGACGUGUAG